This is a messenger RNA of Candoia aspera, 1251 nucleotides long. Its product is annotated as fish-egg lectin-like. The transcript is spliced from 5 exons. The record is from RefSeq and is a predicted model, not a curated record. NCBI's taxonomy places the organism in Eukaryota, Metazoa, Chordata, Lepidosauria, Squamata, Candoiidae. Bases 77 to 844 code for a protein of 255 amino acids.
AGCUAAGACUCAAAAACAGAGUGGACAUCUUUUUUCCUCUCCUUCUCCAGGAACAGUUUUGUGAAGGGUUGAAGACAUGGUAAUGAAGGAGAUCCUGAUCUUCCUGGCCAAUGUGGUGCUCUUAAAAGCUCAAGUCUGCACGGAAAUCCCUAACCCUGGAACCCUGGAACAGAUUCAUGCUGGCAAUGGAUUGGUAGUUGGUCUGGAGCCAACAGGCAAUGUUUUCAUGAUGAAUGGAGAAGACUGGCUCUAUCUGGCUGGAGGGAUGAAACAUGUAACUUCUGGAGUUGGUGGUAUAUGGAUGGUUGACAACAAUGACCAGAUCUAUCGGAUGAUAGGAGGCAAUCUGGAAAGAAUACCAGGGUCAUUUAAUCAGAUCAAUGCUGGAGGAGCUUUCUAUGUGGUUGGCAUUAACUCAGAAGGACAGGCCUCUUGCAUUUCUAGUUCUCAGCUAAACACAAUGAAAGCAGGCUCUCCUUUAACCUGGACCAAUAUGGAAGGAAGUCUGGGAUCCAUCACCUGUGGCUUAAACGGUUGUUGGGGUGUGAGCAGUGACAGUGAUGUGCAUUAUCGCCAUGGUGUCAAGCCAGAGAGGUGUGAAGGCACAACCUGGGAGCAUAUCCCUGGCAUUUACUCCAUGAUUGCUACUGGGAGUGAUGGAAGUGUCUUUGCUCUGAAAUCGGGGAAUACUUAUCGCAGGGAUGGAAUCACAACAGACAAAGUGACAGGAAGCAGAUGGGCAAGAGUUAAUGGCAUCACUGAGAAGGCCAAGCGCUUGACCUACGACUUGAAUAUUUUGUGGCUGAUCACCAUAGAUGACAAGAUUCUGCGUUGUCAGUUAUAGUAAAGCAUAUCUGCUGCCUUUUCCCAUCCUUGCAGACCUUCUGCUUAUUUACUCCUUCUUCUAAUUCAGCUCUAAGCUCAGGGGCAUAUGUGAAGCUCUUGUGCAAGCAUUUGUAGAAGUAGCAUCAGCAAUUUUAGCAGAAUGAAUCUAUUUGGAUUAAUGGAGAAUUUAUAGCUAGAUUCACACAGUGUCCUAAGUUGUGAUUUAUUACAUAAACCAGAGAUGUAAAGCCAUAAACUGGGGAGGGUGUGGGAGGCUUUGGAGCCAGAUAUCAUAUCUGAAAACCCUGGCUGUUGUUCCAGAACCUUAGUGAAAGUUUGAAUUGAAAUUAACAAUUGUCCUUUUUUGAUGUUAACAAAGGGGAAUGCUGUUAACUGCAGGAAGAAUACUUUUCGUUUAAUAAAUUU